AUUAUUUCCCAUCUCUCACGUUGCUGUCUUGCUUUCUUUUCACAGGUGUCACAUUUAUAGCAUCAGACUCAGUCAUUGACAAAGAACAAGAUGAAGAAAUACAGGAAGCAGAUAGCAGAGCAGUUCCUGAGUCAGGCUCUGGGCAUCAUCUGCCUGCUGACAGGAGAGGAAUACACCAUUGUGAAGAAGAGGCCCUCCCACAGCAGCAUACAACAGCUGAGCGGAGAGGUGCCUAUAAAGUGUGAUGAUGUUGCUGUGUAUUUCUCUAUGGAGGAGUGGGAGUAUAUAGAGGGACACAAGGAGCUUUACAAGGACGUCAUGAUGGAGACUCACCAAGCACUAAGGACUAUGGAGAUCCCAGGAAAUGAGAGCUCAGAAUUAACAGGUCGCAGAGAUGAAAAUCUAUACACAGGAGCACAUAGAGUACAGAAUAUUCAGCCAGUGGAGACCCCAUCAGACGUCUCUGCAGAUGAAAACGAUGCUAAAAUUGUAAGUAACACGGAACAAACAGAAGAUCCGUGGCUAAGUAAUAUGACAGAAGCUGCAGAGCAGGGAAUAUGUGACAAUAUAAGUACAGUUGAAAAAGAUGCUAAGAUUUCAUGUAACACAGAACAAUCAGAAGAUCAGUGGCUAAGUAAUAUGCCAGAAGCGGCAGAGCAGGAAAUAUGUGACAAUAUAAAUACAGGUGAAUUCACAAACCACAAUAAUCCUAGUCAUGAUCAGAGUGCAGAUGCUUCUUUAAAUCUUCAUCAUCAAAGAAGCCAAGUGGGAAAUGUAUGUUCUGAAUGUGGGAAAUAUUUUCUCAAGAAAUCACAUCUUUAUAGACAUCUGAAAGUUCAUAAAGGAGAAAAUCCAUUUUCCUGUUCUAUAUGUGGGACAUGUUUUAACCGUAAAGGGAAUCUUGUUGUUCAUCAGAAAAUUCAUACAGGAGAAAAAAAAAAGUCAUGUUCUGUAUGUGGGAAAUGUUUUACUCGGAAGUCGUAUCUUAUUGUCCAUCAGAAAAUUCAUACAGGAGAGAAAGAAUUUUCAUGUUCUGACUGUGGAAAAUGUUUUACUCAGAAAUCAAAUCUUAUUACGCAUCAGAAAAUUCAUACUGGAGAGAGAGGAUUUUCAUGUUCUGACUGUGGGAAAUGUUUUACUCAGAAAUCAAAUCUUAUUACGCAUCAGAAAAUUCAUACAGGAGAGAGAGCAUUUUCAUGUUCUGACUGUGGGAAAUGUUUUACUCGGAAAUCAUAUCUCAUUGAUCAUCAGAAAAGUCAUACAGGAGAGAGAGCAUUUUCAUGUUCUGAUUGUGGGAAAUGUUUUACUCAGAAAUCAAAUCUUAUUACGCAUCAGAAAAUUCAUACAGGAGAGAGAGCAUUUUCAUGUUCUGACUGUGGGAAAUGUUUUACUCUAAAAUCAUAUCUCAUUGAUCAUCAGAAAAUUCAUACAGGAGAGAGAGCAUUAUUUUCAUGUUCUGACUGUGGGAAAUGUUUUACUCGGAAACGACAUCUUAUUCGUCAUCAGAAAAUUCAUACAGGAGAGAGAGCAUUUUCAUGUUCUGACUGUGGGAAAUGUUUUACUCGGAAAUCAACUCUUAUUACGCAUCAGAAAAUUCAUACAGGAGAGAGAGCAUUUUCAUGUUCUGACUGUGGGAAAUGUUUUACUCUAAAAUCAUAUCUCAUUGAUCAUCAGAAAAUUCAUACAGGAGAGAGAGCAUUUUCAUGUUCUGAGUGUGGGAAAUGUUUUACUCGGAAACCACAUCUUAUUCGUCAUCAGAAAAUUCAUACAGGAUAGAGAGCAUUUUCAUGUUGUGACUGUGGGAAAUGUUUUACUCGGAAAUCAAAUCUUAUUACGCAUCAGAAAAUUCAUACAGGAGAGAGAGGAUUUUGAUGUUCUGGCUGUGGGAAAUGUUUUACUUGGAAAACACAUCUUAUUAGUCAUCAGAAAAUUCAUACAGGAGAGAGAGCAUUUUCAUGUUCUGGCUGUGGGAAAUGUUUUACUCUAAAGUCAAAUCUUACUAAGCAUCAGAAAAGUCAUAUUAAAGGAAAUAAGAACAUAAACACUUAAAGGACCUCUCAUUGCAGAAGAAUUGCAUAAUAAACAAGUGCAUAAUAAAAAGACAAUGAUUUAACACCUA
This is a messenger RNA of Bombina bombina (fire-bellied toad), 2119 nucleotides long. Its product is annotated as gastrula zinc finger protein XlCGF26.1-like. Gene Ontology annotation, cellular component: nucleus. The record is from RefSeq and is a predicted model, not a curated record. The transcript has 7 exons. Gene Ontology annotation, biological process: regulation of DNA-templated transcription. NCBI's taxonomy places the organism in Eukaryota, Metazoa, Chordata, Amphibia, Anura, Bombinatoridae. Bases 91 to 1776 code for a protein of 561 amino acids.